Molecule: messenger RNA, 1437 nt
Organism: Gasterosteus aculeatus aculeatus (three-spined stickleback)
Lineage: Eukaryota; Metazoa; Chordata; Actinopteri; Perciformes; Gasterosteidae
Gene: ermn
Product: ermin
Biological process (GO): regulation of cell shape; actin filament organization
Molecular function (GO): actin filament binding
Source: RefSeq, a predicted model, not a curated record
UGCACACGCACUUAAAUGGUACUGGCACUAGCGAGAGCCCCAGACAGCUGGACCUCGAGGUGCCAACCGAAACGCAGGAUGGAUUGUCUCUCUUCCCUGGAUAAGAAGUGUUUCUGAGGAAAGAAAAGCAGACGGAUGGAGACGGAGACGCGGACGAGCCCGAUGCCUCCAAAGGCCCAGAGGCUCGCGGCGGGAAAGGACGCGCUCACGUCCCAGGUGCUGGAGAUCAUCGGAGGGGCCGCUGCCGAGGCCCUCCAGACCCGGGGGGAGCGUGAAGAAAGAGACGCCUGGUCAAUGGAGGAGGGAGAUGACUCCGUGUUCUACAGCGACGAGGACCGAGCUCACCAGGAAACAAAAGCCAACCGGUCACCCGGAUUUGGCGGCAACGACUACAAGCCUCUUGUCAACAGCGUGGCAUCCGACGAGGAUGACACGGCCGAAGGAUCCAUUAUGGCCGGAGAAAUCGCAGAGGUGGGGACAGAGGCGACUCGGCCGGACUUUCAGGAAGAGGAGGAACGACGGGAGCUCCAGAAACCAAAAACCGAGCGCGUGGACGAGUCGGAUCCUGCAGAACCAGGAGCAGAGUGUAAUGUGACUCCACAGAGGUCAGCGAGCAGCCAAGGAGGAUUGCUAAACUGCACCGUCCCAAACGUGCAAGCUCAGCAAAACAUUUCAGCAGAAAAAGCUGAGCAAAAAGAAGCGACCCCAAACCUCGAAGUCUUGCUCCGAACCGACGCUGGACUCUGGCUGCCCAGUGACGGGGCGCUUCAGGUGGAGCCGGAGAAGGGCCAAGGGGUUAAAAGCCCCGCGGGGUCCCACGGGGUCUCCGGCUCGGGCCGCUCCACUCUGCCUCUGCCGAAGAAAUCCUUCAACCACCUGUCCUCCUCCUCCAAAUACGGCACCGUGUCCUACCGCAAGAUCCGCAGAGGCAACACCCGGCAGAAGAUAGAGGAGUUUGAACACAUGAUCGUGAAUUUGUAACGUGAUGUUUAAAGAUAUUUUUUUUUAAAAGGAAGAUGAAAACUGCUGGAGAUGCUCCAUAACAACACUGACUGCACAUGUAGUACACGGUUUACAUAUUUAUUUGUUCUAGUCUACUUGUCUGUAUUAAAAAUACGUCAGGUAACUCUCCAGGUGAUGCAAGAUUUCUAAAUAAAGAGCACUAUGUAACUAUUUAUCUAAUAUCUGAUGGGAGCGCAAUGACUCCCAAGAUACAUUUUAUUCAUUUCAUGGCUCUAGGGUGAACACCUCGACAUACGAAACAGGGAUUUGAGCAACAGAUUGAAUAAAUUAGACGCUCAGGGGUUUGUAAUGUUAAUAAUAACUCAAAUGUUGUUUGGAAUCUUUAGGGUAAGAAAUGUCAAGUGAUUAGCUAAACAUGCAUAUUUAGAUGUACUUAUAACAGCUGGAUAAAAAUAAAGUGAUACAUGCUAUUAA